Molecule: messenger RNA, 1116 nt
Organism: Drepanopeziza brunnea f. sp. 'multigermtubi' MB_m1
Lineage: Eukaryota; Fungi; Ascomycota; Leotiomycetes; Helotiales; Drepanopezizaceae
Biological process (GO): protein phosphorylation; signal transduction
Cellular component (GO): cytoplasm
Molecular function (GO): ATP binding; protein kinase activity
Source: RefSeq, a predicted model, not a curated record
AUGAGCUUCGACCUAACUCCCUGCAUCAGCGAUGCUUUCGAUCAACAGGAUGACUUCUACUCAUGCCCAGAACCACCGCCUCCUACCUCUAUCAUAGAGAAAUCGUCAUUUGCUUGCAGUUUCCAAAUCCCAUCGCCUAUAUCACAACAACAAAUACUCCAGUCCUUUCCGUCUCUCCCCUGCCUGACGCCCAUCUCCGAGACAAAAACGACCUGCGUCCCCCCACCGCUGCGACCCUCAACUGCACCGCCCGAUUCCUACCCAGAAAUCCCCAUCGAGUACCUUCCCCACCUGUUCCUCAUCGGCGCCGGCCAGUCCGGCAAGAUCCACCUCCUCACCUCCACCGCCGUCCUGAAGCUGCCUAUUGAAGGACACCGGGUAGACCUCAAGAACGAGAGAGAAAUCUACAGCCGCCUCGCCGUCUCUCAACACCCCUCCAUCCUCACCUACCUCGGCCAGCUGUACAGCGGCAUCGUGCUGGCCUACCACCCCCUAGGCAACCUCCGCAUCUUCAUCCACGGCGUAGCUGACUCUGGUCUCGGCGUUGCCGAGGAACACCUCCAGCUCCUCGAGCGGAACCGCACACUGUGGGCCAGGCAGGUGGCCGAAGGCGUGCAGUUCCUCCAUCAGAACGGCAUCGUGCAUUGCAACACCUCGUCCGAAAACACGCUCAUCACGUGCAAGCAAGACGUCGUGCUCUGUGGUUUCAGCUCCUCGAUCAUGGACGGCGUCGCCAGAGUCGGGGAGACACGCUGGUCCCGCUGGUACAAGUUUGUGGGCGAUGAGGAUGGGGAUGGUUCUGGAGAGGGGAGGCAAUAUAGCGUCCAGGAUGAUCUGUGGGCGGUGGGCACGGUGUGUUAUGAGAUGUGGACGCGACGAAGGAUGUGGGGGGACUUUGAGGAGAAGGAGAGAGUUGAGUUGUACCAGGCUGGGGAGUGGCCUUGUCUGGACAGUGCGGGACAUAUGGGAAAUGUCAUUGCGAAGUGUUGGUUGGAUGGGUACGGGUGCGCGGGCGAUCUGUUGAGUGAUCUUGGGGAGGUUUUUGAGAGCGAAGAGAGUAAGGCGGUAGCGAGCUGUAUUGCGGAGGAGGCGUCCGCUUGGCAGGCCGUUGAUUGA